Aspergillus calidoustus is the source of this 861-nucleotide messenger RNA. The record is from the annotation of a GenBank genome assembly. Lineage: Eukaryota; Fungi; Ascomycota; Eurotiomycetes; Eurotiales; Aspergillaceae.
AUGCCGUCCUCAAACAAUCGAUUCUCUUCUUUCAACCCCGCUGGUGCCGUUACAAUUCCCAGCGAAGGACCCUCUAACUCUCGCCGGGGUUAUGGUCGCGGAGCUAGGUCUCACCCACCCCACCGUGGUAACGGUCCGGAACGUUACCCAAACAACUCAAACCGAGGUUACGUCAAGUGGAGGGCCUCUGCUCGUCGUGGAAGAGCUAGCAACCACCGGGGGAGGGGAGAUCACCACUUCGAGCAUGCCUACCCGCCUCAUCAAACCCACCAUUCCCUUACUCAAGAGGACAACACCACCAGUCACUACCACCAAUAUCUCUCUCAAAACCAACAUCAAAACAACCCGCGGCUUGGGUUUGCCCGCACAAAACCCCCUCGACAAGUGAAAAGGGGUGUCGACCGUGAAGGAGACUGUCAUAUGACAGGGACGCCAUUUAUUUAUCCUCGCCCAUUAUGGAUUCAGAUGCAACGGGAUAUUGAAGAAGAGGAAAAACUGAGACAACGACAAGUACCACAGCAAUCAGAGUUGGAGAAACAACUCGACUACAUCAUCAACGAAACCGGCUUCGACAAACCACUCAAUAACGGCUUCGGCAAUCCAAUCAGCAACGGCUUCGUCAAUCAAAUCAACAACGGCUUCGUCAAUCAAACCAACAGCGGCUUCGUCAAUCCGUUCCCGCAAGGCUACGGCUUGCCGAUAGUCGAAGACCUCAUCGAUACGCCCAUGUCCGACGCACCUCAAAACCACGCCAACUACAAGCGAUACAACAUCCGACGCUUCUCCCGCGCAGCCCUCCUUUACAACAACAUGGGCUGCAGGGGCCGCCGCAGCGGACCCCGCUUCGACAAUUACUUCUAA